This is a messenger RNA of Botrytis deweyae, 618 nucleotides long. RefSeq lists its product as uncharacterized. The coding region runs from base 1 to 618 and encodes 205 amino acids. Lineage: Eukaryota; Fungi; Ascomycota; Leotiomycetes; Helotiales; Sclerotiniaceae. The transcript has 2 exons. Gene Ontology annotation, molecular function: DNA-directed DNA polymerase activity. Gene Ontology annotation, cellular component: delta DNA polymerase complex. Gene Ontology annotation, biological process: DNA synthesis involved in DNA repair; DNA-templated DNA replication. The record is from RefSeq and is a predicted model, not a curated record.
AUGCCCACCACCCGUCGCAGCAGCGGCCCCGCCCAAAAAGGCACUCAAAAAACCCUCUCCUUCACCAACACCUCCAAGAUCUCCAAAGCGGCCAGCACCCCCACCACACUCAAAACCAAAUCUUCCAUCACCAAGCUCCCAGACCUCACCGAGCUCACCAAGGGCCUCUCCCCAUCCCCCUCCCCCGCAUCCCCAGACCUCAAGCCCACCACCCUCCCAACCACCUCUCCUAAACCAACCUCCCAACCCAAACCCAAAGCCCAAACCGCCCAUCAAACCCUCCAAACCACCCUCGCAUCUCAAAUCUCCGACGCCAAGAUCCGCAAAUACUGGAAAGCGCGCGAGGAUCUGCGUUUAGCGCCUCGAGUACAUCAGAAAGAUUUAGAAAUCAGUGAGAAGAUAUUGAGGGAAUGGGAUUGUAUGAGUCAAUUUGGUCCCGCCAUCGGCAUCUCCCGCACCAAACGCUGGCACCGCGCCUCCAGACUCGGUUUAAACCCACCCCUCGAAGUCCUCGCUGUUCUCGUCAAAGAAGAAGAAAAGAAGAACAAAGCAGUAGAAAGAGCGUAUGUGGAUGAAUUGAUGGGGGCGAAAGGAAUCAUCGGAGGGGAUGCAGUGUAA